Molecule: messenger RNA, 1622 nt
Organism: Drosophila melanogaster (fruit fly)
Lineage: Eukaryota; Metazoa; Arthropoda; Insecta; Diptera; Drosophilidae
Gene: nudC
Product: nudC
Exons: 6
Coding region: 511-1509 (332 amino acids)
Cellular component (GO): cytoplasm
Source: RefSeq, marked reviewed
GCUAUUUGUCAUAAGAGAACUCGGGACCGUGCUUAUCAGCAAUCCACUCAACUACGCAUACGUAAUCCUCCCUAUGAAAUAUCAAUCAGUUCUAACCGCAAUUGUUUAAAAGUCAGGAGCACAGAAGCCAAAUAUACUCACAAGAAUUUGCUUAAUCAAUUUGUGACGGAUUUCAGCAUAUUGUUGGACAGACGCUUUAAAUCUAAUAAUAAAUAAACUCAUUUAAAAACAUAACAAGCAAACAUUUAUGUCAAAAACAUUUUGACGUUUUCGAAAAGCUUUAAAACAUGUUCCUUGCAGUUUCUAUUGCACAUUUAACUGCUGAUCAGUGAAUUAGUCAAUGAAUGACAACAGAAAAGUAUGUGGGUAUUUUUUGACGUUCGACGACAGGUCACAUUAUUUCUACAUGUGCCGGGUCGGCAGCUAAACUUCAGAUAAAAAAACCAAACGAAUCGAAGCGUCCAGAAACAAACGAAAUCUAAUUCAAAACCAGUACAAAUACUCCAAACCAUGGCUGCUGAGGAGGGAAAGUUUGACAACAUACUGCUGGCCGUGGCCGAGAAGCAUCACGGUGGCGUGCCCGAGUUCCUUGGCACUUUGGCCAGUUUUCUGCGCCGCAAGACCGACUUCUUCACGGGAGCCAAGCAGACGGAGUGGGAGAAGCUGCUGCUGGAUGUCUUCAACAAGGAGUCCAAGCUGGCCGUAACUGAAAACUACGAAAAGAUAAAGGCUCGCGAAGCUUCCCAGCGCCUAAAGGCGGAGAAGGAGAGAGCCGAAAGGAAGGCCCGCAAGCAGGAGAUUGACGAUAAUAAAAUAUGUGAUAUCACUGACGAAGAGGCAGCGGCCAUUAUCAAGGAGGAGGAGACCAAAAAACGCCAGCAGCUGCUGGAUAGCGCUGGUGGAGAGCCAUCUGCCUCGAACCGAGAUGGCAUCUCCAAGCCCAUCGAGAAAGUGGACGAUGAAUCCGAUAAGAGUGAGCUGGGUAAGCUGAUGCCGAAUGCAGGCAAUGGCUGCACCUUGGAAAACUACACCUGGACCCAAACUCUGGAGGAGGUGGAGCUCAAGAUUCCGUUCAACUUAACAUUCGGUCUACGCGCCCGUGAUCUAGUGAUCAGUAUUGGUAAGAAGUCGCUGAAGGUGGGCAUCAAAGGUCAAACGCCCAUCAUCGAUGGCGAACUGUGCGGCGAGGUGAAGACGGAGGAGUCCGUGUGGGUCUUGCAAGACAGCAAAACCGUGAUGAUCACUCUUGAUAAGAUCAAUAAGAUGAACUGGUGGAGCCGCCUGGUCACAACCGAUCCAGAGAUCUCGACGCGCAAGAUCAAUCCAGAGUCUUCCAAGCUUUCUGAUCUGGAUGGGGAGACUCGCAGUAUGGUGGAGAAGAUGAUGUAUGAUCAGCGACAGAAGGAGUUGGGUCUUCCCACCAGCGAGGAUCGCAAAAAACAGGACAUACUUGAGAAAUUUAAGCAACAGCAUCCUGAGAUGGACUUCUCCAAGUGUAAAUUCAAUUAAUCUAACAUUCUCAACUUAACUUGUAAACUUUCGAUUUCGCACUCUUGUCACUUUUACACAUUUUAAAUGUAAAUCUUUUUCAUUUUCCAACCACACAAUAAACUAAUGCAAGC